Molecule: messenger RNA, 1056 nt
Organism: Sinocyclocheilus rhinocerous
Lineage: Eukaryota; Metazoa; Chordata; Actinopteri; Cypriniformes; Cyprinidae
Product: transcriptional adapter 3-like
Exons: 7
Coding region: 259-1056 (265 amino acids)
Biological process (GO): regulation of transcription by RNA polymerase II
Cellular component (GO): SAGA complex
Molecular function (GO): transcription coactivator activity
Source: RefSeq, a predicted model, not a curated record
CGCUGCGGUGUUUUGUGGUGGAUGUUAACUGCCAAGUGGGGAUAUUCAUCUGAUAUUGAAAAAUUUGUUUGCAGAUAGUACAUACACAUCGGUUAGAAUGUGUUAAUAAACCAUACGUUGACCAUAUUUAAGCCACUGUAAUACACAUUCUUGUUAUUAAAAUUUAAGCGGUGAGCUGUCACCCCCCGAGCUGAGAUAAUGGUUUGGUCAGUAAUGGAUGCCCCUUCAUCGGAGAUAUAGGUUCCUGUUAAUGAGAAGAUGAGUGAACUGAAGGACUGUCCCCCUCUGAAGUACUAUGACUUCAAACCUGUGGACCAUUUGAAAGUAUGUCCACGCUACACAGCAGUGCUCAGCCGCUCAGAAGAUGAUGGCAUUGGCAUUGAGGAGCUGGACACGCUUCAGCUGGAGCUGGAAACACUCCUCUCCUCUGCGAGUCGGCGUCUCAGAGCGCUGGAAGAACAGAGACAGAUACUUACAGACUGGCAGGACAAAAAAGGGGACAAAAGGUUUCUGAAAUUAGGGAAGGAUCCAGAUCUCGCAGCCUCUUCUCGUCAUUCCAAGCCCAAAAAACAGAAGCUUGAUGGAAAGGGAAGUCAUGGUCCCGGACCUGGGCCAGGUAGACCGAAGUCUAAGAACAUACAGACCAAGGUCCAGGACUUUGAAUUUGAAGUGGACCCCCAAGAUAUACCCCGCAACCCUAAAAAUGAUGCUCCCAACAGAUUCUGGGCUUCGGUGGAGCCUUACUGUGCAGACAUUACAAAUGAAGAGAUCAGAGUUCUGGAAGAGCUGCUCAAACCCCCUGAAGAUGAAGCUGAAUACUACAAGAUCCCAGCUCUCGGAAAGCACUAUUCCCAACGCUGGGCUCAAGAGGACCUGUUAGAAGAGCAAAGAGAGGGGGCAAGAGCCAAUGACAAGAAAAAAAGCAUGAUGGGUCCUCUUUCUGAACUGGAUGCUAAAGAUGUAGACGCCCUACUGAAGAAAUCAGAGUCUCAGCAUGAACCUCCUGAGGACGGCUGUCCUUUUGGCCCUCCCUCACCCAAAUCAUUUACAAUAUAG